AUGCGCCUCCCGGCCGGGCUCCCGCCCCUGCUCCCGCUCCUGCUCCCGCUCCUGCUGCCCCUGCUCCUGCUGCUCCCGCCGCCCGUCCCGGCGGCGCCCGCCCCCGCGCCCUCCCCCGAGCAGGGCUUCCCGCAGCUCGGGCCCCCCGAGCCGCCCGCACCCAACGCCACCGGGGGCCGCCCGCCGCCCGCCGCCUCCAACGGCACCGACGCCCUGCUCACCCGCAUCUCCGGCCUGCUGCGGGACCUGCCCACCCUCAAGGCGGCCGUCAUCGGGGCCUGCGCCUUCACCUCCUUCCUCAUCGCCUGCCUGCUGCUCCGGGUCUUCAGGUCUGGAAAGAGGAUAAAGAAAACCCGGAAAUAUGACAUCAUCACUACACCAGCUGAGCGUGUAGAAAUGGCCCCUUUAAAUGAAGAGGAUGAUGAGGAGGAAGACUCAACAGUGUUUGAUGUCAAAUACAGGUACAUUUACAGGUAAAAUCACCUGGAGCUCCAGCAACGCCAUGGAAAGUCAGUCAGUCACUGAGAGUCCUGCUGAAGUCAGAAGGGUGAAAGGAAAGGAUGGACACUGUCAUCCUUGCACCAUUGAAAUCCAAACAUGGAUUCCCUCCUCCGUGGUCUUAUUUCUAAAUUGUUUGGCAGCAGACAUGCCUGUGCUGAUUGAACUCCUGCACACAUUGUCACCGUUAAGGCCCUCAUUUUCAAACAGCCACACUAGAGCACCCUUUGUCAUUCUCUUGAGUGUCUGUCUGUCCUUCAAAAGCCAUCCUCACCCCUCUACUUUGAAGAGGCUCACGGGAGGGGCGGAGGGUGGAAAUUCUCACUUUCCUCCUUUAAAGCAAGUUUCUGCAAAAGGAAAAAACAAACACCCGCAAAAAUUGCGGACACAAGCAGGGUAUUCUACUGUAAAUUUACUGUUGGAGGGUUGGCUUCUCUGGAUUGCGACUCUCUGGGUUGGAAGGUGUAUUAAUCUGAAGUCAAGCUGCAAUUCCAUGGCCAUAUUCUCCGACUGGUGUAUAUGAUGGAAAUACAGGGUGAAUAGGGGAGAGCUGGAGAAGCCCUGAUACCAGCUUUUUCAGAUUAGUGUGUAGGUGGGGGAGACCUGGGCAUAGAAAAUUAUGAUUACUUGCUACUGACUUCAAUAAUUGCACUAUAACCUCCUAAAAGCAUCCUAUUUCUCCUGCUACAAUGGAGCUGAUCUGGACCUGAAAUGAAGUAGUUCUUGUCAGACUUAUUUUUAAUGCUGGUGUGAGAUUGGCAGAAUUAGGCAAGGUUGGUUCAAAGUCAAUUUUGAAUUUCAAGAAAAACACAACUUCUUUUAUAAUUUCUCCCUGUAGAGGGGAAAUAAAGAGUAUAAGUAGUUUUCGGUUAAUACUAUGGUGAGUGCCAUCUGACGUCUCCUCCUCUCACCACAGCUUUAUUUUAUCUUUCUAUAUAUUUGACAUGUGAUCUUUGGUUUGUUUAAUCUUGAAAAGGAGAUAUUUGGACAGCAGGACAAAAAGGAAUAUGGAUAGAAAUUACUUUUGAAAUAUACUUGGCUGGAUAGAGGAGAGAGUAUUUCUCUGAAUCAAACUGGAAGCAUUCCCAACUCUUGGUGGAUAAAUCUCAUUUUAUGAAAGUAUUCAUAAAUAGAUAUAUGUUUAUCUAUCUCUCUAUAUAAUGUUUUUCUCUUUCUCACAAUCUGGGGUGAUUUGUGUGAAAGUGUGCUUUGAAAAUUAGGUGAUCAUAAUCACCACAGACUGAUGAUCUCAGCACCCAUGAAAUUUAUAUAGGGCUUUUUUGUGCUAAAUUCCCAUGCUUCCUUCAGAGCUGCUAGCUGAGCCACUCUGUGUCAGAGCCAUUCUGUUACUGGGUGGAGAGUUUCCUAAUUACAAGGCCCCUCAUUUGACCUGACAUUAUUUUUCUUGGGUGUCAUCCCAAAGUCUGUUAGCACCAGCUUUUUUUCUUUUUCUUUUUUUUAAUUUUUUUUUUUAAAGCACCUGGGGAUUUUAGUCUUGUCAGAGAGGCUCAUUUUGAUUGGCCCAGUCACUCCAAGGUUUGUAAACAUCUCUUUUCACUUUUGCGAUUGUUUGCUGGUGGGAAGAGAGUGAGAGAACCACUAUUCUUGGAGAUGUUUGACAUCCUGGGGGCUGUGCUGCUAACGUGUUCCCCUAUGGCACCCUCUCUGAGCUGCCUAAGCAUCUCUGGAGUGGGCCUUGGGAUUCUCGCCCUUGCCCUUGGGUCUGUUCAUUGAGGCAAGCCGCCGUCUGUGGAGUGGGCUGGUGGAUUAGAAUCUAGAUUAGAGAAAGGUCCCUGUGAGGGUUUCUCUGAACAUAAUGACACUUAGCAAGUAUUUAGGUGAGACUUCGUAAGUAUUGAAGUGGAUUUGCAGUAAGGGGACUUGCAGUUCACUUUUCCCCAGAACCAGCAUACCCCUUCUGUUGACUUUGUUUGCCAACUCUUUUUUGGCCAUCUACCAGAGGGUGGGGUUAGAAACGGAGAGGGCUAGGAAUGCCGUAAUUCUCUUCAGAAGUUAUCAGGCAGGGUGGGGCCUGAACAAAUGGCACCUUCCUACCUGGCACCUGCUCCCUCUUUACCUUUGAUCUAGGGUUGCUGGCGCAUUCUGUCAUUUUUGAAUGUCCCCUCCCUUCCCCACCUCCACAUCCCUCCUCGACCACCCAAAUCAAAUAGAAGUACUAAAAAAGGUUCUAAACUGGAUUUGACUCUCUUUCUGGGGUCUGGGAUCUAAACAGUGCCCUCUCUGUUGCUUGUGAUAUCAGGAUCUUCAAACCCCAUGGGGAACGUAGGGAGGCAGGCAAAUAAAUCCCACUGGGAUGGAACCUUUCCAGAGAGGCAAGCCAAACAGUCAAGGGAAUGCCUCUGCCAUCAGGAAAGGUACUGACCAUCCACAAUUUAACACUGAGUGGGGAAAGUGACCUUGCAAAGUACCCCUGCGACUCAAGAAUGCUCAGGAGAAUGUUUGAGAACUAGACUGACAGUGGGUUCAAGGGAACACCUUGGCCAUUACAACAGAAACUGUGGAAUCAUGCCAUGGUGAACCCAUUCUCUCAGUGGAAAACUUCUAAAGAGGAAUUUUUGCUUUCCUGAAAAGAAUGCACUCUUUGCUAAUUAUGGUUGGGUGGCUUGCCUUUAUCAUGGCCUGAGUUAAGCUCCCUCUGAGGUAUUGCUGGAGGGAUAUUUCCUAGGUGUGUAUGGAACAAGAAAGGUCAUGAAGGCCAAGAGUUGGUGAGCUUAAGAGAUGGUGAGACUUGGACUGAUUGAGUGGGAUUUAUCUCUCUGCAGAAGGUUUGGGAAACCCAUCUUGGGAGAUCCAUGGGGGCUUCCUAAGCUCCUGAUGCUCCCUGGGAAUUCUUGAAGGAACCCCUACCUUCAAUCAUGGUUGAGAUGGGAAGCCAGUUUGCGAUGUCUAAUUCCUCCUUUUCACAGGAGAGGAAGAAGACAAGAUGUACAGACCCCUCAUGAGAGGUGGGGCCAUACCCUCAUGAGAGGAUGGUGUUCCCCUUUGCUGAGGUGCCUGGAACCCAAGCCGACAUCCUGGCUUUGUCAUGGUGUCAUUUAAACAUUCGCUCACUGGAGCCCACGGUGUUUCCCACCCCGACAGUUUACCUUGUUCAGACUUGAUUAUGCAGUCAUAGAACUCUUUGGGGGAAGGAAGAGGUUGGUUUCCUCCUCAUCACCCUGGGCUUAGUCUAGAAAGGCUAUUCGUGAAUAUCCCUGCCAGUAUUCCUUCUGGAUCUGUGCAGUGGAAAAAAAGCAGUGAUCUUGUGGACCUCUCACCCUGAGAGCACCGGAGAUUAGAGUUUAUUCAUCUGUUUUCUCAUCUGGCAGGAUGGCCAAAAGGGAACCACUACUGGAAAAAUAAUGUCCAAGAACAUAAUGGCACCCAAAAAUGUAGCUCACAAAUAAAAGGUGAUCUUGUUUUUGCCUCUUAUUCCUCUUCCUGUGGGAGGAAAAUAACCUGUAGUGUCAUGAGAAUGUCUCAAAGUGGCAUUAGAAUAUAAUAUACAACCCCCCAAAAGAUUUGGAGGUUCCUCUAGUAACUUUUCCAUCUGACACCCACCUUCUAAACACUGCUAUUUCGAAGAAGAAGAGGCACCAGAAGGAAAGGAGAAGGCGACUCAUGGGAGCAUUAAUCCUGUGGCAAAUGUGAUUCUAUUCAGCAUUCAUGGAGCAGCGAUUGCUUCAGAGUUGCCCAUUACUUUGGCUCUUUGGUUUUUUGAGGAAUCAACAAAGCAGAUUUUGGCUGAAAACAGGAGGUGGCACCUUCAAAGCAAACUCAUAGAGCCUAAAAGUCCUUUGCAGAGCAUAAAAGUAAUCAUAGGGGUUCUUUACAAUGCCAACCUCUAAAGCAUUAUUGGAGCUCCCAGGGCAAACUUUUCCUGGAGCUGAGAAAGUCAGAGUUCACAUGUUGGGUGGCCAGAGAAAGGGGUUGGCGUUACCUAGCCCUAGCCAUUACCUGUUGAAGGAGCUCACCUCUAGCAAGUAUUGAUCUUGCUGAUCCUGGCCCCUUGUUUACCGCAUAAAACAAGCAGUGCUAUUUGUUUCCAGUUAAAGAGAGUUUCUAUCACCUUGAUUUAAAAAAUGCUUAUGGUUUUUAUUUAGCCAAGAGGGUAAGACUCCUUGACGUGAAUCCUCUGAUUGGACAUAUGGUAUGUGAGACUUACAAAAACAAACAAAAAAAUUGGAAAUUGUUGCAUUUUAGUUGGAAGAGAUUGUCGGUGCCUUUGGACAACUGGUCAUUAACCACUCCAGCGAUGGUUAAAAAAAAAAAAUGUUGCUGGCUCCUGUUGCUGCUCUUUUGUGUUGUGUUGUCCUGAGCUAGCUUUGUCAUUCUUGUUUUUUUAAUAAUUUGAAAAUGAGUGGUGCAGAGUAGAGGAGGUACAUUAAUUCCUUGUGAACUGUGUCGUGAAUGUGUGAACCGGCCUAGGAUAUUUUCAUUUCCCUUUGAAAAAUGAUAGAUUAAAUAAAAUGGAGAGAAAAUAGCUCGUUGCCCUCCGGGCUAAAGUGCCUCAGGUCAAGACCACCCAUCCUCCUUUCUCCUGCUGGGGGAAUCUGCUUUUAAAUAAGUUAGGAAAACUGAAGGACCUGCCCUUGAAAUACCCUUAACAGAUAAUGGUUGGUCAGAGGUCAUUUUUCCUCCUUUGGAACUGCAUCACCUUUGCCCUCAGAAUGACCUAAGGCUCCACAGCGGGUCCAGCACAGCCCCUCUUCUGAGGAUCCCCUAGUCUGUACACCUCCUGAGGCAGGAUUGGGUGCUGCCUUAGCCUGAAUUCAGCAGAAUUGUCAGAAUUUAUUGUAAACUGGACUUUGUUGCAUUUUUCUAUAACAUAAAGAUCUCUGGUAAAUGGCUAAACAGAAUCCUGGGGCAAAGAUAAAGCUUUAUGUGCUGUAUUGUAAAUUACUUCUGUAGGGGGGAAAAAAGCCAACUCUUGGUUUCCUCCCCUUCCAGCUCCUUCCCAAACCUACAUGUUUCCUGGCAUCAUCAACAUCAUCACCUGCUGCCAUUUCUCUCAAACGAGAAGGGGAGCUUACAGAUUACACUUUCAUCAUGACAUUUGGUCUUGGCUGAGAGCCAUUUGUUUGAGCCUUGUAGAUUUUUGACUAUGAAUGAACAUGUGGAGGCAUCAUUCCUGCCUGAUUGGUUGACUCAGCUCAACAGACAGCUGCCCCUGCCACUGCCAGCUCAUCUGGACUCUGGAGGGGCCAGGACAUAGGGCAUGAAGGGCCCCAGGCAGAUGUGUGGAUGUAAAGAGGAGCCAGGCUUUGAAAAUUGGACUAUUGGCAUUUGUGGCACUAAAAACAUUUCCCUCCACUAGGUUCUGGCUUCACCAAUGUCGUCUUGUCACAGAGGGUAAGAUUUGAGUAAUGAGAGAGGAAUUUCCCAUGGCAAAAAUAAUUAGGAGAAACAUUUCUUGCCCCAAGCUAAACCAUCCUUUGUGACUAUGAAUUCCUCAAGAAUUGGGAUUCAUUGGUCACUUCAGUUUCCUUUAUAGAUGUUGAAAUUCGUUUGGCUAUUUCCUUUGCUUCAAAUCUAGCAAUGUUUAUUUUGGGUAAAUGAUCCUGUUUUGUAUACAUAAGAGAUGUUGAGAAUAUUGUUAAUAAAAUCUGUUUUGACAGAA
Molecule: messenger RNA, 6118 nt
Organism: Ornithorhynchus anatinus (platypus)
Lineage: Eukaryota; Metazoa; Chordata; Mammalia; Monotremata; Ornithorhynchidae
Gene: FAM174B
Product: family with sequence similarity 174 member B
Exons: 3
Coding region: 1-477 (158 amino acids)
Source: RefSeq, a predicted model, not a curated record